Molecule: messenger RNA, 927 nt
Organism: Penicillium maclennaniae
Lineage: Eukaryota; Fungi; Ascomycota; Eurotiomycetes; Eurotiales; Aspergillaceae
Product: short-chain dehydrogenases/reductase
Exons: 2
Coding region: 1-927 (308 amino acids)
Biological process (GO): secondary metabolic process
Source: RefSeq, a predicted model, not a curated record
AUGGCUCAGACUCUGACACAAGUUCGUGAAUGGAAUGCGACUCUAAAGUCCGCACGCCCGGAAACAGUGGCCGUCUUCGUCGGAGGUACCAGUGGCAUCGGGAAACACACUGCCAUCGAAUUAGCCGGCGCGGUUAAGAAACCUACUGUUUACAUUGUCGGUCGCAAUGAGGCUGCGGGCGCCCAAGUCGUCGAAGCGAUGAAAAAGGCCAACCCGAAUGGUUCUUAUGGAUUCAAGGCUGUCGACAUUUCCAACCUUCGCAACGUGGACGAAGCUUGCGAGGAACUGAGAACCUGCUUUGAAGGUCUAGACCUCUUGUUUCUCUCUGCUGGAGCCCUUGCAUUUAGCAAAAAUGAGACGCCUGCUGGGAUCGAUGUCAACCACAUGCUACGAUACUACUCUCGCAUGAGAUUCGUCGAGAACCUACUGCCUGCCCUCGAAGCCACAAAAUGUCCCCGCGUGGUUAGUAUUCUGGCAGGUGGUAAAGAAACUAUGAUUGAGGAAGACAACUUGGACCUAAGGAAGAAAUUCUCCCUUUCCGCCAGUAAUGGCUACCCGGCAUCUAUGACCUCGCUAGCUUUUGAGGUUCUCGCGUCGCAACACCCGUCCGUCAGCUUCCUUCACGUUUUCCCGGGCAUUGUGGCUACACCGCUCAUGAAAAACAGUAUGGGAUCUGUGGCGGGUACAAUCUUUGGAUUCUUAACGAAGCCUAUCUCGAUUUCAGCUCAGGAGAGUGGUGAAUGGCAGAUAUGGCUAUCGACUUCACCUAACUUCCCCCCCAAGAACUCCGGCCAGGGUGCCUAUGUCCUCAACUACGAUGGCAAGGACGUAACUAAUCAAUCUCUGAUGACUCAACUCCGAGACAAGGGAUUCCCUGAGAUUGUUUGGAAGCAUACGCAGGAUACCUUCACUCGAAUUCUUGCAUAG